Molecule: messenger RNA, 16373 nt
Organism: Callithrix jacchus (white-tufted-ear marmoset)
Lineage: Eukaryota; Metazoa; Chordata; Mammalia; Primates; Cebidae
Gene: KIF26B
Product: kinesin family member 26B
Biological process (GO): microtubule-based movement
Molecular function (GO): microtubule binding; microtubule motor activity; ATP binding
Source: RefSeq, a predicted model, not a curated record
GGGCCGCGGCCGACAGCAGCUGCUCAGCCCAACGCGACCCUGCGCCCCGGCUCCACGCGAGGGCCCCCGGCGUCGCGGGGGCUGCUCCACACCCCAGGGGGUUCCGGCGCGCGGGGCGACCCCCGCACCUUCCUUCCUCAGCCAGGCCGCCCUGGCGCUGGAGGGCCGAAUCCCGAGAGCGCGAAAGAGCGCCCGUGGCCACAGGCAUCACUGCCCACGCGGGGAGGGUCCGGGUGGUCUCUGCUGCUGCCCCUCCCAGCUCUCCCUCGCGACUGCAGACUGCGCUUUCGAUUUUCCUCCCCACCCCCACCUGUGAUCCUUGACAAAAACGUGAGUGGGAGCUGGAAAAGCAAGCUGAUGCUUGGAGCUGGCGUGUCCCACUGCGUGUUGUGGUCCCUCCCUUCCAGGAUUGCAGAAACAGAAACAUACUGGAAAGCCAGCAUUCUCCCCUGCAGUGCGUGUGUGCGCCUGGGGACGAUCCAGAGGUGGGUCGCUCCUCGGAGCAGUGCUCCCUCCUGUCCUGCUCCUCGCCAAGCACCGUCGCUCCUCCAUAGCAACCCUGCGCGGUGUGUGACUGGCCCGAGCCCCCAGAGGGUAACACAAUGCAAUUGUAUUUGCACUGUCGGGUUCGUACUAUCAAAUGGUAAUAUUUACUCUUCCACUUCAAAGAGUUUUUAUCAGUGGUUAGAGAGCAAUAUCAAGGAAACAGAGUGGAUUGCUGCAGAGGUUUCUGACACUGUUGGCUCAGUGGCCAUUUCUGGUUUCUAUUUCCGUGACUUUAGAAAUAAAAUCUUGUGAUUUCGAGUAGUGGUGUUCAGGCAUAACUGCGUCUGCUGGCCUCCAAUGCAUAUGCAAAUACCCACGUUGAUGUUUUCAUAGGCAAGGAUUAAAUGAAACAAAUGCCCACAGACGUUGUGAAAUUUAAAAUGGGGAAAACUACCACUGGGAGAAUUGGUUUUGUGAAUGCACAACUAACUUAUCUGGAGAAGAAUGAGCUCGUGGAUGGUUGCCCGUGUACCGUUUUUGUAGCUUGAUAAAUCUGCCAUGACAUCCCAAGGAUAAAUCUCAGGGAAUCAAAAAGCUUAUUUCUCUCUUGCGUGCUAGACCUUCCGAUUUGACACCAUUUCUUCACUCAGAUUUAUUUGCUCUCGUGAUCCUUCAUCAAUAUUCAUUGAUUUUUCUCCCCGAUCCGAGGCACUGUGUGAGGAACAGCAAUAAGUGCCAGGUCCAUGCCUACAGCCCUUGUCCACGUGGAGCUGAUGUUCUAGUGGAGGAGGCAGAGAUGGACCACAGCAUGCAUAAGUUCACAAUGUGUUCACAUUUGUGGAGGGGACGUAGCCUGCUGUGAGGUUGUUGAACUGGAUGGGAGCAUCUGAUAAAGGUGGAAGGACCUUGGUUCUUAAAGAGCUAACAGCUGAUACUUGGCAGUCCUAAUACGUUGCAGCCUUCCACAUUAUUUUAGAGCUUUCUGAAGGACUCAUUCUUACUAUAAUAGGCUUUUUGUGGCAUUGAGUGUUCCUAGAUGCAAAGGUAAAUCAAAAUACACUGUUCUCAGUAAGAAAAAGAGAAGGGGAAGGAAAAACUAUAGGAAAAAGAUACAAAUGUUGAAACUCAUAUGCAUCCAUCGUGUUUUAUGGAGUCUUGUGGUCAGCUGGGAUUGUGUUUUUGUAGAAACAGCCUGGAACAUUCACUCAGUGUUAUGCGAGGCAGCUCAAUAUAUUUGCCUGUUUUAUGUAUGUGAUGAGGUAAAACUCUUGUUGGUAAACUGCUUGUAUUGUCAGAGCGAGGUGACAGCUCUGGAAGAAACAUUGGAUUUGCUGAACUCCCAUCUCUACAGUGAUUUGGACAUCUAGAGAAGAGCUGGGAGUCAUGGGAUCACUUCAAGUGCAUACGUGAAUGCCACACAGUACCACAGUUGCCUAAGUUUUAUGUGUGAAGCAGCACAGUAAAGCGUGGCAUUUGGUACAAGAGCAUAUACAGGGCUCAGCCAGAAAGAAGGAUGCUUUGCCUCAGCUCCUUGUUAGUAAUGAGGUUUGGGGCCAUCAAUUUUAAUUAGGAAAAUUUCGGCAAGUCUUUGUGAAUAACUGUGUGUGUGUGUGUGUGUGUGUGUGUGUUUAGGGCAUUUGUACCUUGCAAUUAGGUACAAUUUCCUAAACACUAAAUACUUUUAGUGUUUGCAACAUUGUAGCCAAACAGUUGCCAUGUUCACUGGUGCACCGUGGAUGGAGGUCAUAUAACUUGGACGAGGCUUUUCUUCUUCCGGAGUAAAAUUAAUGAACAAAACUGUGGACCACUGUAGCCCUCAGGCACAGAAGGAGUUCAGUUUCAUUAGAACAAGAGACUCCAACAUGCAGUUCGCUCUGAAGAGAGUCUGGAAGAUCAAGACAUGUUUUUGAAGGGUAAUUAACAAAAGUCAUCUUUGUAAUUUGCUUAAGAUGCUUACCUGUAUUUGGGAACUAUUUUCUUAAACAGAGUGUUAAAUUCUGCUAGGUGGUAUUAAAUGACUCCUAGGUAGGUAUUUAAAAGUCAGAAGCAGAAUAGCACAUCCAGGAACUUUAUUGUUUUAGAAUGGAUUUGGUUUUAGUUCUUCCUUUAUCACUGAUUUAUUUUGUGACGUUCCUACUUUUUAAGUUUCCUAUUAAUAUGCCAAGGACAAAAUGAUUCAGAAUGUUCAAAUGUCAUUAAAACGAUAUAAGGUAAGGUUUGAAGAGUGCUUUCUUUCUUUCUUUCUUUUUUUUUUUGAGACGGAGUUUCGCUCUUGUUACCCAGGCUGUAGUGCAAUGGAGUGAUCUCGGCUCACCGCAACCUCUGCUUCCUGGGUUCAGGCAGUUCUCCUGCCUCAGCCUCCUGAGUAGCUGGGAUUAUAGGCAUGCACCACCGUGCCCAGCUAAUUUUUUGCAUUUUUAGUAGAGACGGGGUUUCACCAAAUUGACCAGGAUGGUCUCGAUCUCUUGACCUCGUGAUCCACCCGCCUCGGCCUCCCAAAGUGCUGGGAUUACAGGCUUGGCCACCGCGCCUGGCCAAGUGCUUUCUUUCUUUAGAGAGAGAUGUGAAGGUUGAUGGUUAUUAAUUAGCUAAGAUUCUUUCUUUACUUUUCCCUCCCUUCUUUGCUUCCUUCUUUUCUGAUGGGAUUUCACUCUUGUUGUCCAGGCUGGAGUGCAGUGGUGUGAUCUUAGCUCACCGCCUCCUCCCAGGUUCAAGUGAUUCUCCUGCCUCAGCCUCCCCAGUAGCUGGGAUUACAGGCAUGCGCCACCACACCUGGCUAACUGUAUUUUUCGUAGAGACAGGGUUUCUCUAUGUUGGUCAGGGUGGUCUCAAACUCCUGACCUCAGGUGAUCCCCCCGCCUCGGCCUCCCAAAGUGCUGGGAUCACAGCCAUGAGCCACUGCACCCAGCCCGUUUUUCUUUCAAGGUAUUACCCCUGUCAGUUUGUAACUUCAUCUGUAUGUUUUCUAAAUAUGCUGCCGUGUGAGUUCUCACACUGCCUGUAGGUGGGUAACCAGCUCUGUUGAAUGCCCCCAGUUUUGUCUUUGGAACAGUGGGUUAAGGAGGGGAGGUGAAGGACUAGAGAGCCCAUGCAGGUGUAUUCGAUUGGUCCCAGGAGCUGGUGACUGGCUCUGAUGGCCUGAGAAGAAUCAGCCUAUUCUGAGCACUCCCCCAGAGGGUAGGGCUUCAUGGUGGAAGAUGACAUGAUUUGGGUAUAACUGAGUAGGUGGUGAUAGUGUUGGCUGAGGUAAGAAGUAGGAGGAGACAUGGAAUUGGAAGGAGCUCAGAGAGAAGGAUGAUAGUGAGUUUGGUUUUCCAUGCGUCGAGUCUGAGCUUUCUGGAAAGAGCUGGAGCGUGGAGGCAGAUUUAAUAAUAAAACAGUUUGUUGUUGGCUAUUUCAAGACCGGCGUGUGGAGGUGACAGCCAUGAGCUAGCAUAGCUCUGUUGCUGAUAUGCUGGGUUUCAUCCUUUCCAAUAGCAGCUUACCUGGACCCUGCUUUCUCAGCUGUGAUUCACGACAAACUCCAGGUCCCCAACACCAUCCGGAAGGCGUGGAAUGACCGGGACAACCGCUGUGACAUUUGUGCCACUCACCUGAACCAGCUGAAGCAGGAGGCCAUCCAGAUGGUGCUGGCCUUGGAGCAGGCCGCUGGCAGUGAGCACUACGACACCUCACCCAGCUCGCCCCCACCGCUCUUCAACAUCCCCACCCUGGUGGGGUCCCGGCAUGUGGGUGGGCUCCAGCAGCCCAGGGAGUGGGCCUUUGUGCCCGCUCCCUAUGCCACCUCCAACUACACAGGCCUUGUCAACAAGCACAGCAGCAAACCCAGCAGCCUUGGGGUCAGCAAUGGGGCGGAAAAGAAGAGUGGGUCCCCAAGUCACCAGGCCAAGGCCAGCCUCCAGAUGGACACCAGUCCAAGCAAUGGGAACAUCCUCAAUUCAGUGGCCAUCCAGGCUCACCAGUACCUGGAAGGCACCUGGUCCCUGUCGAGGACCAACGGGGUCACCCUGUACCCGUACCAGAUCUCCCAGCUGAUGACAGAGAGUGGCCGGGAAGGACUGACCGAAGCCGUGCUGAACCGCUACAAUGCAGACAAGCCUUCAGCCUGCAGCGUCCCCGCCUCGCAGGGCUCCUGCUUGGCCAACGAGACUUCUGCAGGUACCUCGGUGGCCGCUUCCUUCUUUGCACGAGCUGCCCAGAAGUUAAAUCUGUCUUCUAAAAAGAAGAAACACCGGCCUUCCGCUUCUUCCGCUGCCGAGCCGCCGCUCUUCGCCACCAGCUUCAGUGGGAUUCUGCAAACCUCCCCUCCCCCAGCCCCGCCCUGUCUGCUGAGAGCUGUCAACAAGGUGAAGGACACCCCGGGCCUGGGCAAGGUGAAAGUCAUGCUUCGCGUCUGUUCUACCUUGGCUCGAGAUACCUCAGAAUCCAGCUCUUUCUUAAAGGUGGACCCACGGAAGAAGCAGAUCACCUUGUAUGAUCCCCUGACUUGUGGAGGUCAAAAUGCCUUCCCCAAGAGAGGCAACCAGGUUCCUCCAAAGAUGUUUGCCUUUGAUGCGGUUUUCCCACAAGAUGCUUCUCAGGCUGAAGUGUGUGCGGGCACCGUGGCAGAAGUGAUCCAGUCUGUGGUCAACGGGGCAGACGGCUGCGUGUUCUGUUUCGGCCACGCCAAGCUGGGAAAAUCCUAUACCAUGAUUGGGAAGGACGAUUCCAUGCAGGACCUGGGCAUCAUCCCCUGUGCCAUCUCUUGGCUCUUCAAGCUCAUAAACGAACGGAAGGAAAAGACCGGCGCCCGUUUCUCGGUCCGGAUCUCUGCCGUGGAAGUGCGGGGGAAGGAGGAGAACCUGCGGGACCUGCUGUCGGAGGUGGCCACGGGCAGCCUGCAGGACGGCCAGUCCCCGGGCGUGUACCUUUGUGAGGACCCCAUCUGCGGCACGCAGCUGCAGAACCAGAGCGAGCUGCGGGCCCCCACCGCGGAGAAGGCCGCCUUCUUCCUGGACGCCGCCAUUGCCUCCCGCAGGAGCCACCAGCAGGACUGUGACGAGGACGACCACCGUAACUCACACAUGUUCUUCACACUGCACAUCUACCAGUACCGGAUGGAGAAGAGCGGGAAAGGCGGAAUGUCUGGAGGUCGCAGCCGCCUGCAUCUCAUUGAUCUUGGCAGCUGUGUGAAAGCACUUAGCAAAAAUCGAGACGGAGGCUCAGGGCUGUGCCUCUCACUGUCUGCUCUGGGCAAUGUCAUCCUGGCUCUGGUCAAUGGCAGCAAACACAUUCCGUACAAAGAGAGCAAGCUCGCCAUGCUGCUGCGGGAGUCUCUGGGGAACAUGAACUGCCGCACCACCAUGAUCGCGCACAUCUCGGCCGCAGCCGGGAACUACGCGGAGACCCUGUCCACCAUCCAGAUCGCGUCGAGAGUCUUGAGGAUGAAGAAAAAGAAGACAAAGUACACGUCCAGCUCCUCUGGGGGCGAGAGCUCCUGUGAAGAAGGCCGCAUGCGCAGGCCCACCCAGCUGAGACCCUUCCACACCAGGGCCACAGGGGACCCGGACUUCCCCAUCGCCCACCUGUCCAGCGACCCCGACUACUCCUCCAGCAGCGAGCAGUCCUGCGACACUGUCAUCUACAUCGGGCCCAAUGGCACAGCCCUGUCGGACAAGGAGCUCACUGACAAUGAGGGCCCCCCCGACUUUGUCCCUAUUGUGCCAGCCCUGCAGAAGACCCGGGGUGACAGCCGGCCUGCAGAGGCAGGAGAGGCUGCGGCCAGCAAGUCAGAAAGGGACUGCCUGAAGUGCAACACAUUUGCCGAGCUACAGGAGAGGCUGGACUGCAUCGACGGCAGCGAGGAGCCCAGCAAGUUUCCUUUCGAAGAACUGCCUGCUCAGUUUGUGGCAGAGUUGGCCAGCAGAGCCCUGCCGUUAAGCCAAGCAGCUGGGGCAAGCCCACUCUCUGAGUCUGAUAGGGAAGAUAAUGGGUCCGAAGGUCAGCUGACUGACAGAGAAGGCCCUGAAAAUCUGGCCUCCAAGAUGCAGAGGAGUCACUCACCAGUGCCCGCCUCAGCACCCACCCAUAGCCCCAGCCCAGCCUCGCCCAGGAGCAUCCCGGGCAGCAGCAGCCAGCACAGCACCUCCCCACUCGUGCAGAGCCCCAGCCUGCAGAGCAGCCGGGAGAGCCUGAACUCCUGCAGCUUCAUGGAAGGCAAGCCCAGGCCCAUGGGCUCCCCACGGCUGGGCAUUGCCAGCCUGUCCAAGACCUCAGAGUACAAGCCACCCAGCUCUCCUUCCCAGAGGUGCAAAGUCUACACCCAGAAGGGGGUCCUGCCAUCUCCCGCCCCCCUGCCUCCGUCAAGCAAGGAUUCUGGCAUGGUGUAUAGUGAGUCCUUGCUGCAGCCCGAGGUGCGUACACCCCCGGUCGGAAUGAGUCCCCAGGUUUUGAAAAAGUCCAUGUCUGCUGGAAGCGAAGGGUUCCCAGAAACUCCCGUGAAUGAUGAGCCUCAAGCAGUGACUCCUCCAGAUUCCAAGAAGGAGACCCUGAGCACCACGAUGGUGACUGUGCAGCAGCCGCUGGAGCUGAACGGUGAGGAUGAGCUGGUGUUCACGCUGGUGGAGGAGCUGACCAUCAGCGGGGUCCUGGACAGCGGCCGCCCCACCAGCAUCAUCAGCUUCAACAGCGACUGCUCCGUGCAGGCCCUGGCCUCAGGCUCGCGGCCCGUCAGCAUCAUCAGCAGCAUCAGCGAGGACCUGGAGUGCUACUCCAGCAUGGCCCCGGUCUCUGAGGUCAGCAUCACACAGUUCUUGCCCCUCCCAAAGAUGAGCCUGGAUGAGAAGGCCCAGGAGGCAGGGAGCAGACGCUCUUCCAUCAGCUCCUGGCUGAGCGAGAUGAGCGUGGGCAGUGAAGGCGAGCAGUCGUGCCACAGUUUCAUAGCCCAGACGUGUUUUGGGCACGGGGAGGCAAUGGCGGAACCCGCAGCCUCGGAGUUUGUCAGCAGCAUCCAGAACACGGCUGUGGUGUGCAGAGAGAAGCCCAAGGCCGGCCCCGACAACUUGCUUAUCCUGUCUGAGAUGGGGGGUGACUCCUUGAACAAAGCAACCCCCAUCAAAGGCUGCAAAAUAUCCACCCUGGGCAAGGCCAUGGUCACCAUCUCCAACACGGCGAAUCUCAGCAGCUGCGAGGGGUACAUCCCCAUGAAGACCAAUAUCACUGUUUACCCCUGCCUUGCCAUGAGCCCCCGGAGCAUCCAAGAGCCCGAGGCUGCCACUGCCACCCCCAAAGCAGGUCCCACAUCAGCCCAGUCCCAGGAGAGUAAGGAAAGCAGUGCAAAGAAAGAAAUGAAGUUUGAGGACCCCUGGCUGAAACGAGAAGUGGAAGUAAAAAAAGAGAAUGCUCAUCCCAAUGAAGAUGAGACUAUGUGUGAGAGCGCCAUGGGUCCCUUGAAGGCCGAGCCCAGGACAGAGCAGGAGCAGGACAGAAAGCCCAGCCCAGGCGACAGGCUCAGCAGCAGCAGCGGGGAGGUGUCGGCGUCCCCUGGCACCGACAGCUUCAGGAGGGUCGUGGAUGGAUGUGAGAUGGCCCUGCCUGGUUUGGCCACCCAGAGCCCCGUGUAUGCCAACAGAAGUGUCAAGUCCAGCAGCCUUCCUAGGGCAUUUCAGAAGGCCAGCCGGCAGGAGGAGCCCGACAGCCUCUUCUAUUACUGUGCUGCUGAGACCAGCGGGGUGGGCCCAGUCCCCGGCACGCAGCCCUCCAAGGCUACCCUGGAGAGGAAGGUGGCUUCCCCUAAGCACUGUGUCCUGGCUCGGCCCAAAGGCACUCCCCCUCUGCCCCCUGUCCGAAAGUCCAGCCUGGACCAGAAGAACCGGGCCAGCCCCCAGCACAGUGCCAGCAGCAGCGGCACCAGCAGCCCCCUGAACCAGCCAGCCGCCUUCCCAGCGGGCCUCCCAGAUGAGCCCAGCGGCAAGAUGAAGGAUGCCAGCAGCAGCAGCAAGCUCUUCAGUGCCAAGCUGGAGCAGCUGGCCAGCAGGACCAACUCUCUGGGCAGGUCGACCGUCAGCCACUAUGAAUGCCUCUCCCUGGAGCGGACCGAGAGCCUGUCCUCCGUGAGCUCCCGGCUGCACGCAGGCAAGGACAGUACCAUGCCCCGCGCGGGGAGGACCCUGGGCCGCGGCGCAGGGACGUCGCCCCCCAGCUCCUCCGCCGGGGCCUCGCCCAAGGCCAGCCAGUCCAAGGUCUCCGCCGUGAGCAAACUCCUCCUGGCCAGCCCCAAGGCGCGCAGCCUGUCCACCUCCACCACCAGGACCCUCAGCUUCUCCACCAAGUCUCUGCCUCAGUCGGUGGGGCAGAGCCCCGGCGCACCACCGGGCGGGAAGCACAUGUCCUGGUCCACGCAGUCGCUCAGCAGGACCCGCAGCUCGGGCCUGGCCUCCAAGCUGCCCCUGCGCGCCGUCAACGGGCGCAUCUCGGAGCUGCUGCAGGGCGGCGCGGGCGCACGUGGCGGUGCCCCGGCGGGGGACCGGCCCGAGGACAGGCCCGCGGCCGCGCAGCUGCUGCCGUCGCCCUACAGCAAGAUCACGCCCCCGAGGAGGCCGCACCGCUGCAGCAGCGGCCACGGGAGCGACAACAGCAGCGUGCUGAGCGGGGAGCUCCCGCCGGCCAUGGGGAAGACGGCCCUGUUCUACCACAGCGGUGGCAGCAGUGGCUACGAGAGCAUGAUGCGGGACAGCGAGGCCACCGGGAGCGCGUCCUCAGCGCAGGACUCCACCAGCGAGCACAGCGGCUCCGUGGGCGGGCGCUGCCGCAGCCUCAAAGCCCCAAAGAAGCGGCCCAAUUCAGGUUCUCAGAGACGGAGGCUCAUCCCAGCACUGUCCCUGGACACCUCCUCCCCGGUGAGAAAACCCACCAACAGCACAAGCCUCCGCUGGGUGGAUGGCCCCUUGCGCAGCAGCCAGAGGGGCCUCGGGGAGCCCUUUGAGAUUAAAGUCUAUGAAAUCGAUGACGUGGAGCGCCUGCAGCGGCGGCGAGGGGGCACUAGCAAGGAGGUCAUGUGCUUCAACGCAAAGCUGAAGAUCCUGGAGCACCGCCGGCAGAGGAUCGCCGAGGUCCGUGCCAAGUACGAGUGGCUGAUGCAGGAGCUGGAGGCAACCAAGCAGUAUCUGAUGCUGGAUCCCAACAAGUGGCUCAGCGAAUUUGACCUGGAGCAGGUUUGGGAGCUGGAUUCCCUGGAGUACCUGGAGGCACUGGAGUGUGUGACAGAACGCCUGGAGAGCCGCGUCAACUUCUGCAAGGCCCACCUCAUGAUGAUCACCUGCUUCGACGUCACCUCCAGGCGCCGGUAGAGAGCCAGACGCUUGUCCUAGCGGUCCCCCUGCUCCCCAGGACUUCAGAGAUGUCGCACGCCCCUCGGCCCUCUGUGCCGGAGCAUCAGAGACAGUGAAUGAGGAUGAAGGUUGGUGGCAAGUCUGGAGUGAGAGUUGAGCGGAAGGCGAGUUUUCUUUUGUUUUCUGUAGGAAGGGUGCAAACGCCAAACCCCCAUGGAAGGAGAAGAUGAUCGGAAGCCCGAGGGAUGUCCACACCCUGUGAGACUGGAAAAAGCACUUUGAGGACCUUUACAGACCUUGUUUGUACAUAAGAACUGCGAGCGGAAGAGACCUCACUCUUCUCUUGCUUUCGUGAGAAAGGAGUGGGGCGGGCGUAGGAUUGCUGUGGAACGGGAACACAGAACAAGAAAGCAAGCCCCAGAGGGACUGAUGAAGUGCCUUGCAAAUCCUUAUUAUCCAAACCUUUAUGUUCACACCUUCUCACGUACAGAUGGUGCUAGUCAGGAUGAAAACCACGAAACAUUUUUGAAACGUAUUUACAGCUCGUUUUCUCUUGGUGUUUUCUCCUAUUUCUGACUUGCUGUUUCUAAGUAAGUUGUGUUUGUAGAGAUAUUUCCUAAUCAGUAUUGCUUCUGAAUAAAUGUUAACUGUCUUCUACGGUUAUUCUGGUAAGGCCACUCAGAACAUGGGACUUCCUCAGCACGAGCCAGUGUGUGCGCUUGUGAAGCAGGUUCGCAGCAGCAGGUGCCAUUGAUGCCACAUCCCACGAGCAGCAUGGUCAGGGCAGACCCGGAAGGUUGACGUGGGGCAGGCGCUGUAGAGAAUAGGAGAGGAGACGGGCCUGCAGCUCUGUGGAAGAGGAGUCCUUUGCCACCUGGGUCCUCCCUCUCCUUGGAGGUGGGCUGUCUGUGUUCUGUCUAGAGCUGCCCCACUUUGGUCCUCACACACAUGUGGUUCCAUAGAUCCACAGUUUUCAUGGCCCUCAAAAUUCGUACUCAUUUUUAUUCCAAAGACUUGAAUGAAAGCUUGAACCAAUUCACCAGAGCCAUAUUUCUUUCUUAUUUUCUGGUGUUGUGAAUUUAUUAAAGUGGGUUUUCCCAGCUGAGAGACCUUGUCAAGUGUGUACAUACUCAGAGACUCCAACUGUAUUCCAUCAGAACAAGGAUUCUUGAGACUGUACAACUUGUCUGUUGUCCAGAGUACCUGAAUUUCAGCCUCCUGUGUCCCAAAGCCUCUAUACCAAGAAGCGACAGGCGUGUCCUCUCAGCCUUUGCCUCAACCCAAAGGCGGAGAGAGCGUGCUUUUCCCCUCCAUAACUCUCUCUCACAACCCUGGAAAGGCAAAGUCGAAUGACUAUGGAUGUCCAGGUCUUGGCUCCCACGACUCAAGACCUCAAAUUCAGAUGUUCCUCCCUCUAACAAUUCCCUUAGGAAUUAUCAUCCCCAUUUUAGUGAUGAAAACCUGGGGUACAGAGUGGUCAAGGGGUUUGCCUGAUAAAAGCUGUGGUGCUGAGAGUGUAGCCCAGAAUCCAAGAGUCCCUGCAGCCUUCACAUGUAGGACGGUGCUUAGGGGGUUGCAGAAUAUGGUCCCCUUUCGCCCUCAAAUGCGGCAUAUCUUCAUGAGCCUAUUUGCAAGCUAGGCUGUCUUCACUAAUCAACAACUCAGCCCUAGCCACUCCCCAGGGGAAAAGAACCCACUGCAUUUCCUGGUCAGUGUGUCUCUGGACACUGCAGCCCACAGGCUCCUGUGCUUUGAAGCCAGCUCCAUGGGUCAUGAGUCUGGCUUUGCACUUCCCUAAGAGUCUGCUCCUAUGCGAACAGCAGACAGGCCCAGAUCUGCUAGUGGAACAGGCUGAAUGAUGGUGAGAGGCUGCCCUGGAAGGGCUCCUUCUCCCCUCUGUGCAGCUCCCAAGUCUGACAGGUUUAUUGCCCUGGGAAGCAGGACCUCCCUUAGCUCCUGGACCUCCCUUAGCUCCUACACCUCCCCUCGUUCUGCAGGACAGUCCCGUGCUCUGGGCUGGCCUCCGGCCUCACAGCACUGUGGAAGUGGCCUUCCUUAACAGAAACACCCUCGGAGCUUCUGGGCCAGAAGGGAAGCCGAUCCUUUGAGGUUUCCAUUGGGUAUCUCCUGUUUGCUGGUUUCAAACAUUUACUUCAUGAAAAGCCUUUAAUUGGAGCUUUUCAAAGGUGCAUAUUCUGUUUUUGUUGGAAACAAACUCAUCUGAUUAGUCAUCAGGGAGCUUGGCAUUCGCCCUGCCACAUUUUCCCCUGAGGCUGCCAUGCUGUACUGACUCUCGCAUACCGAGGACAGGGCCUGGUGUCCUUCCUGGACGGAAACCAGAGGAAUCCUUCCUGGGGGAGUGGCGUUCGGCUUGCCUCCUGCCUGUCUGCUUUUAUCCAUUUGUAGCAACUUUAUGCUAUAACAAAAGGUUGAAUGAAACCAAGAGUUCUCUUACCAAGUCAGACUGGCUUCCCAAGACGCAGCCACAGAACCCCUCGCAGGACCCCGCAGGCAUGUGAAGGAGAACACUCUACACUGAUAUCCUUUCUCUCUCCUCUCUCCCUUUUUUUUGACCUAAAUAAGCUGCAGACAUCUUAAUUUAGCAAUCCUGAGAAACCACGUGAAGAAAUCAUGCAUUUUACAUUAUGAUGCGCUUGUUCCCGUCUCUGCCCAUACACUGACUACAGGGAUGAUGACUGGCCACUCUGAAGCACCCCAACAGCUGAAGGAUGCCUCUUACAGUGGCCAGAGGUGAGAGUGUUCCAGGUCUCCUGUCGGUUUUGGUGACAGGUAACCCAGAAGGCAAGGGAAAUGUCUAAGAGCCCAUUUCUAAAUUACCCACAAAUGAAGGGACUAGAAAAAAAACGUGGAUUUAAAAUUAACAUUUAGAUGCAUAGGUCUUAAUUCCUUGUCUAAAACCUGUCCUCCUGACCCUGCUCCAAAUACAUGAGUGUGAGGUGGUAGCAGCAGCAGCAGAGCAAAACUAAGAUCUAACAAAGGGCAAUGGUGAUACCGUUUCCCUGGGAGUAAGUCUGCAUUGCAUUUCAUGAUGGGGCUGCCUGCCGCCAGGGAGCGGUGGCGUGCUUUGUCACGGGCUCACGGACCCCACCUAAGAGCUGCGAACUGGAUCUUCUUGUCCUUGAAUUCCCCUCGACAUCAUGAGGAAGCUGUCUCUAACUUCCAUCUCUUCCGAAUUUGAACGGAACACCCUGCCUGGUGUUUAAUUGCCAACUGCCAUCCUUAACGUGGGGGAGCGUGAAGAUGCAAAUGCAGAGAUGUGUCCCAUCGUGACAAAGGUGGGAAUCGUACCAGGAGCCCUGAGCCCAAGAAGGGAUCAACAGCCAUACAUGGCAGCAUGGGGAAUUCCACAGGCAGGAACCUGGCCCGGUUUGUUGCAAAUUAGCCUUAAACUUGAAGUCGAAUACAUUCUUAUAAGGUGGCAGUGACUUCAGUCCGGCCGCAUCCACCAUCCAGGGUGGAGGUUCAAAACACCUUACACACACCUGCAAAUCUCAUGCCUGCUGCUCAGAGUUCUGUUUGUGUUGACAAAAAAUGCAGUCAUGCCCACCUGGGUGUGUGUCUCAUGUCCCUGUAAAGCAGCCACCUGUGGGUAGAAGGCAAGGCUGGUGGGUCUGCACAUUUGUUCAAUGCAAAUGCAGCCACCUAGACCAGCGGCCGCUGCUGAUUAUAGCGAGUGUUUUUAGGUUUCUUAUUCCAAAAAGGAUUUUAGACCGUAAAACCAAUGACUAAAGAUGAGUUAAUUUCCAAACUAAAAAUGGAAGGAUUCCUGCCUUUGCUCACUGUCCUUUCCUGCUGGACUAGUAACACACUAUUGGAGCUCAGACAAAAAGAGUCCCUCGCUUUUGAUGACAGUAUGUCUUAAACCCUGAGACCUUGCCAGUGAGAAACAGGUUGACAGGUUGAAAGUCCUGCUCGCUAUUAGUUGAGGCUAAGCCGUCUGCUGCCACUGUCCCUGGGCCUCCAGGCUGCCGCCAGGGUGUGAGGCCCAGCUGUCCUCUCACUGAGGGACACUCUUCAAUGCCACCACAUGGGAGUCUUCUGGGUGGGGUGGAAAGGCCAGUGCAGCCCACUUUUCUCUGCGCCAAAGGAAACAGCUGGGUGUUCAGUGUGGCUGAUGCAUGUAAAUGGCUCUAAAAUUCAGGGGGCUAAGGGGACAGGCGGUAGGGAUGCAGCAUUUCUUUGGAUUCUAAUGUCUCUUUUUUCCACCUCCAGAAAGUAUCGGUCUACAUUGGUGGGUAACAACUCAUAAAGUGUAUCACUUAGCAAUCUUCCUGACAAAGGGACACAUUUUAAAAUUACAGCCUGUUCAUGAUUUCCAUAAUCAUACAAGCAUAAUUCCAAUCCAGGAGAAGUGACUGCAGCAAAAAUGCUUUUUCCUAAAAAUUCCUAGAAGCUAAUUUAUCCCUCCCUAAACAAGUACAUUCCGCUUUUGGAGGCCCUACCUAGAACCUGCAGUGAUGUCACAAUAUUGGACAUAGUGGGGCGCAGGGCUGUAUGGAGCCUUCGCUGAUACAAUCCACAUUCUCUAAACACAGUGGUUCCCAGUAUCCACAUGUGUGGAGGCAUGUGCUGAAAUGCCACACUCACAUCUAUGUCAUGCACACACAGCAAUUACCUUCAGCACUGACAAAGCCGCCUCCUCUCAUUCGCCAAGCUGCUGACAGCCCGCAUCGUCAUACUCGAUUUCUGAAGAAGUUAUAAUUUAUGUGUAAAUGCAGGAUGUUGUCCCACAGCACUGCCUGUGUUCUUUGUUUACACGACACGGUUGGAAAUGCUACCCAAGCGCUACGCGUUGAAGUGGAGGUUUGCUAGAUCUGUCUGUGGCUAUCUUUUUCUAUGUUUUUCUCACUCUAGCAAAGUCUGUUCAUGGAGUCAUGGCCUGGGGGAUAGGGAAGGAUAGAUAAAUCAAGAGAAUAAGGAUUAGGGUCCAAUCUUCAAGGUACAGGGCUGAGUUCAAAAUCUAAGCUGUUUCUGUAGUAAGUAGCUGGAUAGGAAAGAUCCCUUCAUUCUGAAUUUGAUGAGAAUGGGCUUGGAAAUCCACUCCCACAGGCUUGUGUGGAAGAGGAUCCAACCUCUUCCUCCUGGUUCAACAUUAAAUUUCUGAGGAAAGUGCUGACAGUAUUAGUUCCCUACAUUUACCCACAACUCCCAUCCUGCCCCUGGGGCUGCUGAAGGGAGUUUGGGAAAGCAACGUGGAUAUAAACAGUACCUGUUUUGCUUCUUUUCUGGAAAAAACAAAGCACUUUAGUGAGUCUGACAACCUUAAGGCAUUCUGUCCCCUCCUGGAUCCCUGAGUAUCAAGGGUCAGUAGUCUUAUUUGAGAGGUGGCUGAACUUAGGAGCAAAAGCCUUGAGCUAGGAACAAGGAAACUGGGUCACCAGGCCUGGUUCUGUCACUAGCUCUGCAACCUGGGGCGAGUGUCUUCACUUUGCUGGGCCUCAGGUUCCCAAGUGGAAGACAGGGGUCAGAACAGCUGCCCUUCUAGGAUAACAUAAAGAGAAAAUGGUGUAAGUGACGGGAAGUGCUUUGAAGAAAUUGAAGCUCUGCCUCGGAGCUGGGGACAGUCAUUUACAGAUGAAGAAACUGAAGUCAGGAGCCACUGACCGGCCCAAGUUCAGAGUGGUUUCAUAGCCAAACUGGGACCUGAGUCCAGCUGCCCGGAUUCUUCCCAUUCGAUCAUGCUGCACCAGGUCUGUGCCGACAUGAACACACACGUCAUUCAUCUAACGUGUGUGCACACACAUGGGUGCGUGUGUACAGGAGGCACUUGACAUGGAGAAAGACACAGGACCGAACACCUGAGUUCUGGCUCCAGCUUUGACUCAGGUCCUGGCCGGGACCCAGUUCCUGGCUUCUCUGGAACAGGUUUUCUAACCUGUCAAAUGAAGACGCUGUGCUAGCUGAUCUUUGCGCUUCCUUCGAGCUCCAGGUCUCUGAGUCCACGAUUAGUGAUAUAUGUAUGUAUAUAUAAAUAUGCUUAUCUGUAGAAAUGGGCCCACUGGAAAAUUGGAGACAAGGCCUGCCCAGGUGCAUUUAUUGUGCCAGAAACAGCAAAUUCCUAGUAAGUUUAUGAAGUCUUGUUUGACAGUUCAAUGGUAGUGCUGAAUGUUACUGUCUGAGAUCCACUGUUCAACCAGAUAGGUGAUUGGUGCCAUUUAAAAAAUUACUAGUUCACAAGUGUUUGCUGUUCAAAUUCUUCAAUAAAACUCAUUUGUUAAAGUCAGAAAUUAAACUCUUCUGUACUUGGGCAGGUCCCAACAGCCCCCUGCAGGCUGGUUUUGUGCAUGGGCCUUUGCAUAGAUACAUAAAAGUUAGGUGUUGGCUUGAUCAUGAUAAAUGUAUGAGCAGGCUCCCUGGAGAACAGUCAAGAAAAAAGCGUUAUAGUUCUCCCAAACUGGGGACAUGAAUCCAUUAAGCUGUGUGGCAUUUCCAGUGUAGACAUUGUUUGCUGGCUGCGAUCUCUUUUUGUGGCAUAUGAGGUGUAAAAUGUUGUCAGAAAAGAACCUGGUGUUUAAAAGAAUCAAACUGUGGUGGCAUUAAAUGUUCACUUUUAUUCUA